AAUAGCGAAAGAAGGGGGGUGAUUUUCUGGCCAAUGGGAGCUUAGGACGUACGUUCAGAGGUUAUAAAUGACAAGGUGACAGACGGUCAACUCCUCCACUUAUUGGCUGCCGCUGUGCGCGACACUAUCGGCGUGUGGACCCUGUGAAAGCUGUAACUACACGGUACCAGCCAUGUAUGCCUGCUCCAAGUUUGUCAUUUCCCCCGCUGUGCUGCGUGGGGGGUCCAGGGUGCUCGCCCGGCCAGUCUCUGCGUCUCUCUUCAACAGACCUGAAGCCACAGCGGAGCAGCAGGCCCUGCUGCCAGUCAGCCGGUCUGCAGUCCUGAGCCGCUCCCUGCAGACCUCUGCUGUGUCCCGGGACAUUGACACUGCAGCCAAGUUCAUUGGUGCCGGCGCUGCCACGGUGGGGGUCGCCGGUUCAGGAGCCGGGAUUGGAACCGUGUUCGGCAGCCUCAUCAUUGGAUACGCCAGGAACCCCUCUCUAAAGCAGCAGCUUUUCUCCUAUGCCAUCCUGGGUUUUGCUCUGUCUGAGGCUAUGGGUCUCUUCUGUCUGAUGGUGGCGUUCCUCAUCCUGUUCGCCAUGUAAACGCCGAGCCGCCACCCCCUGCCACAACACGUUCCGGUUGGCGUCUCUCCCCUUUUAUUCUGGAAAAAGGGUGGUGGUUGCAGAGCGGGAGCUCUGAGCGGAGCUUGACGGGCCAUUCCAACCCACAGAAACACCAAAAUCAAGGAUAAUUUUCCCAACAGAUGAACAAACCUGCAAUCCUGCAUUUUUAUGUUCCCACUCGUUCUUGUUUUUCUCAACUUUACGUGAAACUCUUCUUUUGAAGGCUGUCCUAAAUAAAGAAUUGAUAACUGAG
Molecule: messenger RNA, 860 nt
Organism: Oryzias latipes (Japanese medaka)
Lineage: Eukaryota; Metazoa; Chordata; Actinopteri; Beloniformes; Adrianichthyidae
Gene: atp5mc1
Product: ATP synthase membrane subunit c locus 1
Biological process (GO): proton transmembrane transport; proton motive force-driven ATP synthesis
Molecular function (GO): proton transmembrane transporter activity
Source: RefSeq, a predicted model, not a curated record